CCGAAUUCGAAGCCUUUGGACCCGUUUUUAUACUUUUUUACUUGCCAUUCGUUUUUUUUUGUUCAUUGGCCUCAUUUGAUUACUUGUUUCUUUGAUUUCUCCUUCCAUAGAACCGAAUUGUUUUCAGUCUGAGAUUUCUCCUGCCGAGAGAACGAUUUUAAUCUAUUUUCCUCGGUAAUGUUAUAGCCUAAUUUGUGUUUUUUUCUUUUUCCUGAUCCGGAUAUCGUUAUUCUGAUUGACAAUUGUCAGUUUCAUCUUCUAUUCUGUGAAAUUUUGAUUUUUUUCCGAUCUGUGAUUUCGUCAUUGUAUCAGCGUGCUUAUAUGCGUUUGAGGCGUAAAUGAGUGUGUACCUCAUUUAUCAUUUGCUAUGUUUUUUUUUUUUAACAGAGAUCUUCAGCUGUAAUAUUAUAAUAGAUUGAAUUGAUAACGUGAUUCUGGAUCUGGAAUAUAUAUAUGUCACAUUCUUCUUAGGAUUUGAUUUUGUCUCUCUUUGGAUAUUAAUAUUCUUCACUCCCUUGAAAAUGAAUCUGUUUAUUAUAAUGUUUAGAUAUAUUCCUUACCGGCAUUUGUUUUAGCAUAAAUAUGAAACAUAGCAUUGACUGAUUUGUCUUUUUAUUAUUCUUGUUUUUUUGCCAAAUUGGUCUCAUGUUUUUGCAGAGAGUAGAAAAUGGCUGAUGGUGAAGAUAUUCAACCCCUUGUCUGUGACAAUGGAACUGGAAUGGUUAAGGCUGGUUUUGCUGGGGAUGAUGCACCGAGGGCUGUGUUUCCAAGUAUUGUUGGCCGUCCUCGCCACACUGGAGUGAUGGUUGGAAUGGGACAGAAGGAUGCAUAUGUUGGCGAUGAAGCUCAAUCCAAGCGUGGUAUUCUUACCCUUAAAUACCCUAUUGAGCACGGUAUUGUCAACAAUUGGGAUGAUAUGGAAAAAAUCUGGCAUCAUACUUUCUACAAUGAGCUCCGUGUUGCUCCCGAGGAGCAUCCUAUUCUGCUCACUGAAGCGCCUCUUAACCCAAAGGCUAACCGUGAGAAGAUGACUCAGAUCAUGUUUGAAACCUUUAACGCUCCGGCUAUGUAUGUCGCCAUUCAAGCUGUCCUGUCGCUUUAUGCUAGUGGUCGUACUACUGGUAUUGUGCUUGACUCUGGAGAUGGUGUGAGUCACACGGUCCCUAUCUAUGAGGGUUACGCUCUCCCGCAUGCAAUCCUACGUCUUGAUCUUGCAGGUCGUGACCUCACAGAUGCUCUGAUGAAGAUCCUCACUGAGCGUGGUUACUCUUUCACCACAACAGCUGAGCGUGAAAUUGUCAGAGACAUCAAGGAGAAGCUUUGCUACAUUGCUCUUGACUAUGAGCAGGAGCUUGAGACGGCUAAAACCAGCUCUUCUGUAGAGAAGAACUAUGAGUUACCUGAUGGGCAAGUGAUCACCAUUGGAUCUGAGCGUUUCCGUUGCCCUGAGGUUCUUUACCAGCCAUCUAUGAUCGGUAUGGAGAAUGCUGGUAUCCAUGAAACCACCUACAACUCCAUAAUGAAAUGUGAUGUUGACAUCAGAAAGGACUUGUAUGGUAACAUUGUGCUCAGUGGUGGAACAACUAUGUUCCCUGGAAUUGCUGACAGAAUGAGCAAAGAGAUCACUGCUUUGGCACCGAGCAGCAUGAAGAUCAAAGUCGUUGCACCUCCUGAGAGGAAAUACUCUGUCUGGAUUGGAGGAUCCAUCUUGGCCUCCCUCAGUACCUUCCAGCAGAUGUGGAUCGCAAAGGCAGAAUAUGAUGAGUCAGGCCCGUCGAUUGUUCACCGGAAAUGCUUUUGAGCUUGAAGUUAAGUCUGCUUCCGGAGAAGCCCUGGGGGUUUUCCAGUUUGUCCUUACUGGGUUUUUAUCUUCGUUCUCUGCUCUUCUUUGUUUUUCUUCUUCAAUAUUUUCAGAUUCUGGCCUAAGACAUUUUGAAGAAUUUACAUUAUCUGUUUGUAGUGUUGGUUAAACUGUUGUCUUGUUCCUUUUAUUUAUUUUGGAUGACACAACUGUGUUUGAGUGAAUAAGAACUCCUGAUUUUUCCAAGUUUAGAGAGGUUAUUUGAUAAUC
This is a messenger RNA of Arabidopsis thaliana (thale cress), 2071 nucleotides long. It is a transcript of the gene ACT3, whose product is annotated as actin 3. The coding region runs from base 668 to 1801 and encodes 377 amino acids. The record is from RefSeq and is marked reviewed. The transcript has 4 exons. NCBI's taxonomy places the organism in Eukaryota, Viridiplantae, Streptophyta, Magnoliopsida, Brassicales, Brassicaceae. Gene Ontology annotation, cellular component: cytoskeleton. Gene Ontology annotation, biological process: cytoskeleton organization; root hair elongation.